Chenopodium quinoa (quinoa) is the source of this 1647-nucleotide messenger RNA. RefSeq lists its product as uncharacterized. Lineage: Eukaryota; Viridiplantae; Streptophyta; Magnoliopsida; Caryophyllales; Amaranthaceae. The transcript is spliced from 5 exons. Bases 1 to 1647 code for a protein of 548 amino acids. The record is from RefSeq and is a predicted model, not a curated record.
AUGGCUCGAACAAAGCAAACAACAAGGAGAUAUAGGUCGGAUGGUUCCUUUUACCAUUCGGACAGUGAGACUCCCAACUCUGACGGCUCCAUUAGGGUGCCUGCUAGCGAAAUUUCUGAGCACCCUCCAAACCCUUCUUCUGACCUUCCCCUAACUCCAACUUAUUACUCUUCCCCUUCUUCAAGCGGCACCCCUAGCGAUACUAUACUGCGGGAAGCUGACAGUCAAUACCAGGCCGAGCCUUCAGAACAGGCGUCGGAGGAGAUUCUGGGGGAGGACCCUGCUGGCCCUAGCCGGCAGUCCCCUAGCUCUGGGGAGAGUUCUGAUGACGAUUCGGCCUCGUCAUCUUCUGAUAAUGCCUUCGUUACCUCAGAGGAGGCUAGAGCAAAAAUAAGCACUGCAAGGGAAUCCUUGUCAGUGGAAAAAGGGGAAGGCUGGGCGGAGCCGAAAAAAGCUGUGGAAAAGCUCUCGGCAACAAGGAAGCCGGCUGCCGUUUUUGCAGCAAAAUAUCGCUCAAACGUCCUUAAUCGGGCGAAUGACGAGCAGAAAACAGCCGGGACUCCCAAGAGUGGUUCCACCAGGCCCUCUCCCUCCAAGCAAUCCCAACCCAAGAUUCAAAAAACUGGGGCUGGUGAUGUGAGUGCAUCCGGCAAGAACAAAAAGCACAUUGCUCACAAGCCCAAGAGAGGGGAAGGCUCAACUCUCGAAACUGACAGGGAGGUCGGUAAACCGGAUGCUACUCAGGCAUCGAAGGGUGGCUUUAAGCAACCCAGCACUGCUGUCGGCUCAACAGGAGAGAAGAGGCGUCAUGGGAAGGAGGAGGAGGUUCAGCCGGACGCUCCUGUGCAAAGGCCGACUGUCGUCCAGAUGGCCAAGGAAAUGCUGAGGGCGCUUGACCCGGAGGACAAGGCGUCCGUAAGAGGAGUCGGCACCCUCAACUUGGAUGCCAUCUUGGGGAACCUCUGUGAGGCUAUGCUACGCAUCCAGGGGCUAAGAAGGCCAAUCCAGGAGAAGUCUAAAGAGGUAACAGCUGCUAAAGCUCGAGCCGAGUCCGCCUUAGACCGAGCUCAAUUUGAAAUUGCUCAGAAUGAGCUUCUGACCCUUGAUAUGAUGUAUUCCCAGGCGGACGCCAACCAGCAGGUGAAGAAAGACUUGGAUUCGGCUCGCUCCAAAAUCAAUGACCUUAAGGCCGAAAUUAAAGGCCUUAAGGAAAAGCUUGAGCCUCUUCAAGAGGCCAAGAAAGAGGCCGAGAGGGCCAAGGAGCGGGUUGGCCGCCUGGAGGGGCGCCUGGCAAACCAGGAGCAGCAGCGGAAGACCAAGUUCCAAUCCCGAGCUGAGGAGGAGAAGGAGGCCCUUGUCAAACAAAUGAUGGAAGACUAUGAGUCCAUCAUGCGGAUGGCAUGGGAGGCGGUACAGUCGGGUGCUGAUUUUGGCAUCUGGAAAUCCAAGUUUGAUCAAGCAAACGAGGAUUUCAAUGCUGAACUCCUUCGCCAGGCUGAAGAGGAGGCGAACAAGGCUGAUGCUGAUGGCGAAGAGGCCGGCUCCUCAUCAAGCUCUUCUGGGGACGAGGAGGGGGACGAGGAAAAUGCGGAGCAGCCGGCAGGUGAAGAUGCGGCUGCCUAUGUUGAUAACUCCCCUGCCCCUUAA